Messenger RNA from Mytilus trossulus (common blue mussel), 748 nucleotides. Its product is annotated as calmodulin-beta-like. Gene Ontology annotation, molecular function: calcium ion binding. The coding region runs from base 126 to 578 and encodes 150 amino acids. Lineage: Eukaryota; Metazoa; Mollusca; Bivalvia; Mytilida; Mytilidae. The transcript is spliced from 5 exons. The record is from RefSeq and is a predicted model, not a curated record. Gene Ontology annotation, cellular component: myosin II complex.
UUUCAUAAAUGGUUGUACAUUGAAUAUGCAAACGUACAGUGCCUCGUCCAAUGGUAUUUGAAUGUUUAAACGUUGUUUUUGACUACAAAACGGAAGUAGAAUUUUUUGGAGUUUAGGUUAUCAACAUGGCCAACCUUUCGGAGGAAACUAUUGCAGAAUUUAAAGAAGCUUUUGGUUUGUUUGACAAAGACAAAAAUGGCCAGAUUACGAGUGCGGAGCUAGGAACAGUAAUGAGAUCUUUAGGGCAAAAUCCAACAAAUGCUGAUAUUACAGAAAUGAUACAAGAAGUAGAUAGUGACGGUAGUGGAACAAUUAAUUUUGACGAGUUUAAAAAAAUGAUGGGAAAAAAGAUGGAGAAUAGUGAUCCAGUAGAAGAUCUCAGAGAAGCUUUUAAAAUUUUUGACAAAAACAAUGAUGGCAAAAUAGAUCCUAAUGAGCUUAAAAAGGUGAUGGUCAAUAUUGGUGAAAAAUUGACAGAUGAAGAAGCUAAUGAGAUGAUUAAAGAGGCAGAUGUGGACGGAGAUGGAAAGGUCAAUUAUGAAGAGUUUGUUACGAUGAUGACAAAAAAGGAUAAAUAGUUGUGUGUACAGACAAUGAUAGUGACAUAGUACAUUCACGUUUUGCUGCUACAAGUAAAACGUUUCCUGUAGUUGUAUUUACUAAAUGCUGAUAGAUUCUAAAUGGAAAACCAAGAAAACUGUUAAUUAGAUAGCAUUAAAUAAAAUUGAUUUUAUUACUCAAAAAGACA